Brenthis ino (lesser marbled fritillary) is the source of this 951-nucleotide messenger RNA. The record is from the annotation of a GenBank genome assembly. NCBI's taxonomy places the organism in Eukaryota, Metazoa, Arthropoda, Insecta, Lepidoptera, Nymphalidae.
AUGAUCUGCCCAAAGUGCAACGAUGUUGUUGAGGAUUUUGUGUUGUGCAAUAAGUGCGGUGGACAGUACCACUAUGUUUGUGCCGGGGUUUCGGAGCUUAGCUACAGAAAAAUGGGAGUGGAAAAAAAAGCCGGCUGGCGGUGCAUUACUUGCCGUUCACCUCAACUCACGGAGACACAUCCCUCUUUGUCAGACGUGUUAAAAGAGAUAAAAAGUUUUCGUAACGAUUUUAGCACGAUGAAGGUAGAAUUUACUAACAUAAAAUCUGAUAUUCAAUGCACCAUGCAACAUAUAAAAGAAUUGAGCAGCAAACUUGACACAAUGGAAGGUCGAUUUAUUGAAUUCGAUCGUAGAUUGACCUCUUCAGAGCAAAAACUAUCUACGUUAUCCAUUGUGCAAAAAGACUUAUUAUCGACACAAAAAACUAUAGCUGAAUUAAAAGCGCAAAAUAAUUCACACGAUCAAUAUUCGCGACAGAACAACAUAGAAAUUUCCGGUAUACCGACAAAGAAAGGUGAAAACGUCUAUACAAUAUUAAAUGACUUAUGCGCAACUGUGGGUUUUCAACUGAGCGAUCAUGAUAUCGAUUCUAUACAUCGAGUUCGUCCAUACCCAUCGAGUAGGACGGAAAGCAACAAUGAACCUACUCGGCCGGCGUCUAUUAUAGUGCGGUUUUGCCAGCGGCGGCGCAAGGAUCAGCUGAUCGCAGCCGUGCGCGCGCGCCGCGGCCUCACCACCGCACACAUCGGACUGCCCGGCCCGGCGAGCACCGUGUACAUUGGUGAUCACCUCACUCCAACGAACAAACUACUACUAAAGCGAGCACGCGAACUUAAACUCGAAAAAAACUAUUCAUACUUGUGGGUUAAAGACAGCAAGAUACUUAUUCGUAAAAAUGAUAAUUCUAAUAUCAUACGUAUUUCGUGCGAGAGUGACCUACUUAAAAUUAAA